AUGCCCGUUAUAUCUACAUACAUCGCCGCGUCCAUGACGAAGCCGUGGAAGGAGCAGAGGGGCGAAGCGGGGGUAGGGGAGAGCUACCGCUGCUGCUGCCGCUGCCACUGUCAUCAGGGAGAGGAGCAGAGGCCAAGUCAGGGGGGGCAGGGGCGACCCACGAGGGUUGGUUGCCCCGCACACGUACCUGCGCCAAGAACGCGGAGGGCGCGCUCCGGGAGUGAGGUCCAGAUGGCACCGUUCCGCUCCUUUAACGGAAAGGCCUACACGGUGCCUUUCAGUAUGCUGCAGGAGCUCAACGAGGCCCUGGAAUGCGCAGAAAGAGAAUCCACACUGGCGGAUGGAAAUAAAUGUCAUGCCUCACUCAACUUCCCAGGCGUUGUCUGGCGGCACGACCCGUACAGUGCAAGGGUUCUCGCUGCGCCUCCCACCACAUCAGAGGGGCUGAACUCUGUUGUGAGAGGCAGGGAUCUUUUGGCGUGGGAGUUAAUGUGCGAGGAGAAUGUGGAGGAGCAGCGGGAGAACCUUGGCAUCAUGGCAGACGGUGGGUUCCCGUUGGGCGCCUACAACCAUGCCGCAUGGAAUCCAAUGUGUGUCUUGCACCCCACCGCCACACCCCUUGGCACGCUCUUGUGUUUCCCCGCCAUGGGUGCAUCGUGCUCCCCUGGCGCGUCUUCUGCUUUCGCGCCCCCGUACGACUCCACGCCGCUCACACGCUACCCGUUCACUGAGCCCUACGCGGCUACCGUGGCGUCGGCAGCCGUGGAGGACGUCGGUGGGGAGCGCCUGGAGGCUCAGCAGGGUGCAGCCGCCGCACCGCUGCUGCCCUCCGCGCGACCGCGCCCCGCGGCGGCGGGAAGUCGUAUUAUCGUUCGUCCAUUCCCACCACCCUCGUCGUCCGAAUCAAACGCCAAUGCGUCUAAUGCGUCCCCUUCGAAGGCUGUCACCACGAAUGUUGCGGGGCCCGGGGAGGAGGGUGUGCACGCGGGAUCGCAAAACAAUUCAACCCCGCUUCGAAACCAUCGGUCACGGCCCCCCCGGCCCGGAAACACGGGCCAUGACGAGGAGGCCAAGUCUGAGGAACUGCUUCCCACGCUUUCCAUUUUCCGUUCCCUUCCACCACUCUUUAAUGAUCUGGCGGCGCACGCCAACCGUCGUCCUUCGCGUGCAGGAAAAAGGUGCGACAGCGACAGCCCGUUGCGGGCAGAUGAGGUGCGAUACGUGUACUUGGUUGGCCACCGAUGCAGACGCACUCUGUGCGCCGCCAGCACGCAGUAUGCGGUGGGUGAGUUGGUGCUGCUGGAGGGCGACAUGGGGAUUGAGAUGGGCACGGUGCAGGUGGUGCUCUCCGUGGAGGAGUUUGAGCAGCUGGAGAGCGCCGAACUGGCGCGGCGUGGGUUUCCCACGGACCACGAUGCGGUGACGGCCGCCUUUAUUCUGCGCCACGCCACCGAGGAGGAGACAACGCACUACACGCACACCCUCCGCGAGCUGGCGAAGGACUUGCUUGAAUUUUUGCAACACCGCAUAAACCCCGCCGGGUUUUUGGACUGCCGUGUGGAACACAUGGUCUUUCUUGACUGCGAGUUCCAGGCCGACUGCAAGAAGAUUUACGUCUACUACAAGACCAGGAGGCGGGUGCUCUUUCGGGAGCUCGCGCAAUACUUGCACUCCUUCUACCACUGCCGCAUCUGGCUGCACGAGGUGGGGAAGGGCGUCUUCACAGUCUCCGGUGACUCUUCGCAAGACGCAGAGAAUCCCUGA
This is a messenger RNA of Trypanosoma conorhini, 1764 nucleotides long. RefSeq lists its product as uncharacterized. The record is from RefSeq and is a predicted model, not a curated record. Gene Ontology annotation, cellular component: cytoplasm. NCBI's taxonomy places the organism in Eukaryota, Euglenozoa, Kinetoplastea, Trypanosomatida, Trypanosomatidae. The transcript has a single exon. Bases 1 to 1764 code for a protein of 587 amino acids.